Striga hermonthica is the source of this 313-nucleotide messenger RNA. The record is from the annotation of a GenBank genome assembly. NCBI's taxonomy places the organism in Eukaryota, Viridiplantae, Streptophyta, Magnoliopsida, Lamiales, Orobanchaceae.
AGCAGCAGCCACAGAUCAGAAUCAAACAGAAGAGGAAAAACCCAAAAGAAGAUCCUCCGAAACCCAUCGAUCGCAAAUGGCCUCCAGAAUUUCUCUCAAGGCGGGGAAAGGCAAGAUCGUGAAAAAAUCUCCGGCCGCGGACGAGGAGGAGGGUGCGGCGGCCGUGGCGGCGAAGUUCGUGAAGGAGUGGGGCACCUGGGCCAUGAAGAAAGCCAAAGUCGUCACCCAUUACGGUUUUAUUCCUCUGAUAAUUGUCAUCGGCAUGAACUCGGAACCAAAACCGUCCCUUUCUCAGCUUCUUAGUCCCGUCUAA